AUGCCUGCAAAGCAAUUUUAUCUCCUUGGAGAGCCCGUCUCCUCCGCCAGGAACAUCGAUGUCGACCCAAAAAGUGAUUUAGAUGGACUCAAGAACUUGAUUGCAGCUCACUUCGCAAUCGUUGAGUCGAGUGGUAUCGAUUUUCAUGCUCAAGAUCUUCACCUGAACGAGAUCGCCGAAAUCACUUCGGCCGACACUCCUAUCGCUAUAACCAUCGAUGGGAACGCGGUCCGUGAUCCUCCUGGCCCAAAGGGUCUCCCAUAUGUCGGAAAUUUCUUCGAAGUCUACCCAGACCACCUCGGCAACCAUCAGCGUCUCUUCGAACAAUAUGGACCGGUCAUCAAGACAACCAAUCUAGGCCGCACGACCUAUCAAACGAAUGACCCAGCUAUCUCCGCAAUCGUAUUUGCCGAAUCCGACUUUUUCACAAAGAAGAUCAACGAGGCCCAUCCUCUAUAUCCUCUAAAGCAGCCUGAGGCUGGUGUUUUCCUUGGUGAUACGGAUACUCCAGAGUGGAAGGUUGCCCAUAAGUUUUUGCCGCCAGCUCUCGGUCCUAAGGCUGUCCGUCACUAUGCGCCGACAAUGCAGAAGACAGUGGAGGAUUCUUUCAAGGUCUUUGAUGACUUUGAUAAGCAGGGUGAAGCCUGGAACGUUUAUCAGUAUAUGCUGAAGCUCGGGUCUCAAGCAGUUGGCAAGCUUACCCUUGGCUUGGACUUCCAACAUUUUUUGACUCGGGAUGCACAGUUGCAUGAGAUGGUGCAUUUGAUUGCUGGAGUUCUUUCUCUCAAUAAGAAAGUUUCGUCCAAGGGAGAUUGGUAUGGUAAGCUGCCAUUCGGUGAUCCAAAGCGGCUCAAAGACAUGAAAGUCAGAGUUGAGGAGAUUGUGGGAGAAACAAUUAAACAGGCUGAACGUGGUGGUAUCGAAGACCUACCACUGCAAGAUGCAGCGCUGAAGGCGUCUAACAUGGUCGACUAUGCCAUCCGUGCAACCGACAACAAAGGCGAGAAACUACCCCAAGGAAGCCUGAUUUGGGCUCUCGUCGUCGCAACCGGAGCCGGCUUCACAACUACCAGUUCCCUUCUAUCCUGGCUCAUCUACGGUCUCGUCACCUACCCGGGUAUGCAAGAAAAGCUAUUGCAGGAGCUCAUCGAUAACGACAUCGACGAGGACACUACCAUCACGGCGGAUGUCACCGACCGACUCGUCUUUCUAGACAAGUAUAUAAAAGAGACUCAGCGCCGACAUAAUCCAAGUUUCCAACCGGGACGAACCGCCAAGGUUGACCUCGUGCUUCCGGGAGGGUACAAGAUCCCCAAGGACUCGGUCAUUCUCCCGGCGCUACACCACAUCCACAACAACCCCGAUCUGUGGGAUAAUCCUAAUCAGUUUAACCCUGACCGCUGGGACACUGAUGAGGUCAAGGGCAGACACAAGGCUGCCUAUAUCCCAUUCGCUAUGGGCCCACGUAUGUGCAUUGGGUUCAACUUUGCCUUGCAGGAAAUCAAGGUUUUCCUUCCGAAACUUAUCUUCCGGUAUAAGUUCACUCGGGAGGGCAAUGAACCCAUCGAAUACGAUCCCAUGUUCCAGUUGAUUCGGCCUAAUAACCUGUAUGUUCGCGCGGAGAAGAGGGUGAAGUGGCCAGCGAAGUCGGAGACCUCAGGAACGGAGAAUGUCUGA
Messenger RNA from Penicillium mononematosum, 1677 nucleotides. Its product is annotated as cytochrome P450. The record is from RefSeq and is a predicted model, not a curated record. NCBI's taxonomy places the organism in Eukaryota, Fungi, Ascomycota, Eurotiomycetes, Eurotiales, Aspergillaceae. Gene Ontology annotation, molecular function: oxidoreductase activity, acting on paired donors, with incorporation or reduction of molecular oxygen; monooxygenase activity; iron ion binding. The transcript has 3 exons. Bases 1 to 1677 code for a protein of 558 amino acids.